Molecule: messenger RNA, 2525 nt
Organism: Clarias gariepinus (North African catfish)
Lineage: Eukaryota; Metazoa; Chordata; Actinopteri; Siluriformes; Clariidae
Gene: adss1
Product: adenylosuccinate synthase 1
Exons: 13
Coding region: 88-1455 (455 amino acids)
Biological process (GO): 'de novo' AMP biosynthetic process; IMP metabolic process
Cellular component (GO): cytoplasm
Molecular function (GO): adenylosuccinate synthase activity; GTP binding
Source: RefSeq, a predicted model, not a curated record
GCAUGCGCGCACCUUUGCCCGUCUCGACUCGGCGGUGCUCUGAGCCUCUGCGCUCUGACUCAGUUGUUAAAGCUCAGGCUCAUAAGAAUGUCGUCGAGUCGCUCAGGGAACGACCACCACAACCCCAUAUUCGCCUCAGGAGGGGCAAAACGGCCCCGGGUAGAGUCGGGCAACAAAGUGACCGUGGUGCUCGGAGCGCAAUGGGGAGACGAAGGCAAGGGCAAAGUGGUGGACCUGCUGGCCACGGAGUCGGACAUCGUGUGCAGGUGUCAGGGAGGAAAUAAUGCAGGCCAUACAGUAGUGGUGGAAGGGACAGAAUAUGACUUUCAUCUACUUCCCAGUGGCAUCAUCAACACCAAAUGUGUAUCACUCAUUGGUAACGGUGUAGUCGUUCAUCUUCCAGGCCUUUUUGAAGAGAUUGACAAAAACGAGAAGAAAGGCUUAAAAGGAUGGGAGAAACGACUCGUCAUCUCUGAUAGAGCUCACAUAGUUUUUGAUUUCCAUCAAGCUGUGGAUGGAAUGCAGGAAGUGCAACGACAAGCUCAGGAAGGAAAGAACAUAGGAACAACCAAGAAAGGCAUUGGACCAACGUACUCAUGCAAGGCGUCCCGAACUGGACUUCGCAUAUGUGACCUGCUAGCGGAUUUUAAAGAGUUUUCUACCAAAUUCAAAAACCUGGCACAGCAGUACCAGUCCAUGUAUCCAGCUCUUAAAGUGGAUGUUGAAGGCGAACUUAAGAAACUAAAGGACUAUGCAGAGAGAAUAAGGCCCAUGGUGAGGGACGGAAUAUAUUUUAUGUAUGAUGCCAUUCACGGACCCCAGAAGAAGAUUCUUGUGGAGGGAGCAAACGCUGCCCUGCUGGACAUUGACUUUGGAACCUAUCCGUUCGUGACAUCGUCCAACUGCACCGUUGGUGGUGUUUGCACUGGCCUUGGCAUUCCUCCAGCGAAUAUUGGAGAUGUGUAUGGUGUAUCGAAAGCCUACACCACUAGAGUGGGCAUUGGGGCUUUUCCAACAGAACAACUCAAUUCUGUAGGAGAGCUGUUACAGACACGAGGUCAUGAAGUUGGUGUUACAACAGGCAGAAAGAGACGCUGUGGGUGGCUGGACCUGGUCAUCCUUAGAUAUGCUCACAUGAUCAACGGCUUCACCGCAAUAGCUUUAACUAAACUGGAUAUUCUGGAUGUGCUUGAUGAGAUCAAAGUGGGUAUCGCCUACAAACUCAAUGGCAAAAGAAUACCCCAUUUCCCAGCUAAUAUGGAGGUACUGCAUAAGGUUGAGGUGGAGUAUGAGACCUUGCCUGGCUGGAAGACAGAUACUUCAGCAGCCAGGAAGUGGAAUGAUCUUCCACCAAAAGCCCAGAACUACAUCCGGUUUGUGGAGAAUCACAUAGGUGUACCGAUCAAGUGGGUCGGUGUAGGCAAGUCCAGGGAAUGUAUGAUCCAGAUGUUCUAGAGUGUCUGUCCUCCAAAGACAUCUGGAGUCGAUCAACAACAUGCGAUCCUCUCAGGAAACCCAUUAAAACAAAGUGACCGUGACAGCAAAUGGAGUAGUAUUCAAAAGAUUUACUGUGGCGUUUUGCCUCAACAGCUGAAAAUGAAACCUAAUAAAGGCUAAUCAGAGUUAAUAAAUUAAUAAACAAGACCUCUUGUCUCUUGAUAACAGAUUACAUCCAGGCAGAUGUUUUUUUGACUUACAUUGCACAAUUUCUUCUUUUUGGAUAAACAUAUUUACAGAUGCAUUACCAUGUGAGUGUGUGUUUGACUGAGUAUCUAAAAUCCCCAGAGUUGAUUAAACAUUUUCAGAGUUUACUGGACCUACACCGAUCAGCCAUAACAAUAAAAUCACCUGCCUAAUAUCAUGUAAAAGCUUGCAUCAUAAAAACAACUGUAAAUUAUUGAGGCAUGGACUCGAAAUGCCCUCACAUACCUCAACAAGGUAUUAACAGCAGAUCAUUUAAGUCCUGUAAUUUGCAAGGUGGAUCAAACUUGUUAGUCCAGCACAUCCUCGAUGCUUGAUCAGAUUGAGAUCUGAGGGAUCUUCAAGGCCAAGCCACAACAUUGCCCUUGUAAAAGUCUCACAGAUCCUUAUGAUUGGUCACUUUUUCCUGCUUCUAGCACAUCAACUUUGUUUACUUACUGCCUAAUAGAUCCCAUCCCUUGACAGGUGUCAAUCAAGAAAAUCAAUGUUAUUCACUUUACCUGCACUUUGGCUGAUCAGUGUAUAAACACUGUACGGCAUUAUUUAACAGUCUGGGUGUUGAUUUAACACUGGGAAUUUUGCUGUGCUAUGAUUAAUGAAGCUCUGCAUUGUUCUUUUGUAGCAGCACACACUAGUUUUAACCUACAAUGUAUAUUAUUGUGAACAUUAUGACUAUACUGUGCAGUUGCUCUAUUAACAUCCUCAGGAAUAUCUUUAUUUAUUGUUGCAUGAAAUAGUUUUGUCGCGUAAACAUGAUUAGAAUGCUGUUUUUUUCCUGUUUUUCUCUUUCUGAUACUGCGAUCUUGAAUAAAGGCUUCACAGUU